Molecule: messenger RNA, 2961 nt
Organism: Exophiala xenobiotica
Lineage: Eukaryota; Fungi; Ascomycota; Eurotiomycetes; Chaetothyriales; Herpotrichiellaceae
Exons: 6
Coding region: 1-2961 (986 amino acids)
Biological process (GO): arachidonate metabolic process
Cellular component (GO): membrane
Source: RefSeq, a predicted model, not a curated record
AUGGCACGCUGCUGCCACAGUGAUUGGCUUACCCUCCGUAUCGAACGUAACGAAGUCAUCGUGUUCAUCUCGGAUCGGCUUCAAGCGCUUAUCAACGACAUUCCCCGUUCUGACCUUCAGCAGCCCAGCUUGGUGGUUUUGAUCGGCCAUACCGCCAAAUCAUCAGCCCUUCGGUCGCUCGGUGUGGACAAGAACAGGGAGAAGUCGGCAGGGAGAGGGAAACGUGGCGGCGAGGUGCAUCUCCAACUGGGAAAUCCCGACGUGUUUCAGGACGUUCCAGUGCUUCUUGCAGACGGCGACCUUCCAUACCGGGACGUCAGAAAAAGGUCCUCGGCCCAAUGCCACGAGACGAGACAGGUGAUGCUUCCUCGCAUUCGGGGAGGCGUCCAAGAUCUAGCUUUGGAAGAUGCUGCUGAUUAUCUCUACUCCCGUCUCUUAGGCGCCUUUGCUGAUGUCUUUUGCUUCUUUUCCACCGACGUCGACGGCUUUGGUCCCAUCGUCCGCCGACUCGCAUUGUGGCUCGAGAAUGGCAAGCCGACAACACUGCCGAAGACGACGUAUCCACGGAUGGUCGUGGUGAUGGAAGCCACAGACCCUGGCGACGAAAGCGACCAGGAGGCCGCGGAGGUCCUCCUGCACGAACUGAGAGACGAGACGACCAAAAAUCCCCUGGAGAUGUUGUCGGCUCUCGAGGUGGUAACCGUACCCCGCGGAGGGAACUGCUACCAGCGCCUGGAGGAAUACCUGAUCCGGGCACUGAACCAGGGUCGAAGGCACAAGGUCGAAGCAAGGAUGCUUUUCUCUGGGAGGCACUUGGCUGCUUUCUUCGAAUAUGCGAGUGACCACUUUGGCAGAACCACAAGGGAGCCAUUCGAUUUUGUGAAAGCGUCGCGUGUGCCAAAUCCUGUCGCGCCGGACUUAGACAUGCACCUGUCUAACUUCCUGAAGCAUAUCAAAUCGCCUGAAGAGCUGACGGACUUCGCGGCGCCAACGAUUGCGUCGAGCUUCCUGCUAGAUCACUACCCGCCCGGGAUGCACGGUAAGUCAGAGCUCCUUUCUGCACGUGGCGAGACCAAUCUGACGGCCCCGAGCGGUGUGCUUGUGUAUGACGGCUCGAUAAACUUGCUUCUUCCGUCCGGCUUCGUCCAAGCCGUCUCGGAGCAGCUGCAAAAAUGUUUUCGGGACUUUAUCGCCGGCACACCGUCUAUGACGGUCCAUCGCAACAAUCUGAAGAGGUUCAAGCUUCGCUGGAAGCGGAUGCGAAGCGACGACACCUGUCUCAUAUGCUUGCGCCGCACCCUAGAGAACAACAACUUGCCCUGUGGCCACGCGGUCUGCGAAAAUUGCGUACGAGUCUUCGGACAGGCCGAUGAGAAUGAUCGGUGGGCGUUCGGCAUUCAGCGCUGUUUCCUCUGUGACAAGGCACUUCGAGAGGUGACGGUAAAGGUAAAGCCUGAUACCGCCGGGGUCAACGUAUUGACCAUCGACGGGGGCGGCAUUAAGGGAGUCGUGCCAUUGUUGUUUCUGCAAAUCCUGCAGGACAGGAUGGGCCUACCGAUCCCAGUUCAGGAUAAUUUCGAGAUUGGGUUUGGCACCAGUUCCGGCGGGCUUAUCAUCCUCGCAUUAUUCAUCAGUGGGUGGACGGUGGAGGAUUGUGCGAAUCUUUUCGAAUCUUUUGCGAAAAGGGCAUUUAGACCGCGCUGGAUCUCUCACGUACCCGUUGUGUCCCGCAUUCCGGUCCUAUCGCACAUUCUCGAGUUUUUCGUGUCGUGUUUGGCCGAUGGUCUGUACCCAGCUGACAAUUUGGAAGCUGCGCUAAAAGAAGUUUUCGGCAGCGACAUGGGUAUCCUGGAUAACUCCCAUGCAACCGCUAUAGGCACGAAAGUGGGGAUACCGGUGACCACGGUUCUGGAAACGGACCCGUGUAUCUUCACCAACUAUAACGGGGCGGGGCCGAGGCCGCAGGACUGCGGAUACCGUAUUAUCCGGUCACAAGACGGGCGAAGAAGGAUUCGCCUGUGGGAGAUAGCGAUGAGCGGAGCUGCAGCACCUUGGUACUUUCCAGCAAAGCGCAUUCCUGGGGUAGGAACCUUUCAAGAUGGAGCCCUCUGGAGGAACAAUCCCGUCGACCUCCCCCUGUGGGAAAUCCCUGUGGUGUGGCCACUGAUUCGAAGGCCCAAUGUAGUCGUCUCCCUCGGUACCGGGUCCUCAGGACCACGCGUACAAAUGUCGCACUCCAGCAGACUACGUGCGUUCUGGAGAGAGGGAUUCCUGCCACGAUCGUACAGAGCCUUCAUGGAAUUGAUCAACGGCAAAAAAAUUGCCCAGGCGUUCAAGAAUGGAAGACGGGCAGAGUUGAAUGGGCGGUACUUCCGGUUUGACGUUGAACUGGACAGAGAGGUCGACUUGGACGAUACAGGUCGGAUGCGCGAGCUAGCAACGAAAGCUCGGGAACAGUUCUGUCGGUCGGAAGAUGUCGAUGUCGUCGCCCGUUGCCUCGUUGCGACACGUUUCUACUUCGAACUCGAGUCAAAGCCAAAGAAGAUCAAGGGGAAGUAUUCUGGAUCGGGCCAUAUCUUCUGUUGUUUGCCUCGAAACAGUCCCGAGCUGGAGGUGCUGCUGGGACAGUUGUCUAAACGGGCCGCGAGGUUUACCGUGAACGGCCAUCGGACUCCUGGAUCGGUCGGCGAUCGGUCAUUCAUCGACCACGAUGGAAACUUUCGCAAAAGAGUUGAAUUUGAAACCAAAGACACAUUAUCUGUUCUCCUCCAAGAAGGGCCAGCUGAUCCGCAGCAUAUCAGUGGAUCUCCAUACGUAAUCCACGAUCUUAUGGAGAUGCAAGGCCUCAACAACGAUUUCGGUACUCCUGAUCAUAGGAAGCGAAAAGACCGCGAGGACAAGGAGUACGAGGGAGGAAAGAGGGCAGACGAGCCGGCCACGAAGCGUCGUCGAGCUCGGUAA